Aureobasidium musti is the source of this 1560-nucleotide messenger RNA. The record is from the annotation of a GenBank genome assembly. NCBI's taxonomy places the organism in Eukaryota, Fungi, Ascomycota, Dothideomycetes, Dothideales, Saccotheciaceae.
AUGGGUUUUACAACAGCAUGGAAGAGGCUGUCGCCUACUCAACUCAACGUUGCCAUUCAGACAUUUGCUUUAAUUUCAAUCUUCUUCGAGGGCUACGAUCAGGGUGUCAUGGGCGGUGUCAAUGCCUCGCCUAACUAUGUCACAGAGGUUAAGAUCGGUAUGCCUGACGGCACUGUGACGAACACUACUAAGCAGGGAGGCAUCGUCAGUAUCGUAAGUCGAACCCUACAUCUCCUGAUUGACAAGAGCCGUGAGCUGAUCCAAUUCUGUAGNUACUAUCUUGGUGCCAUCGUUGGUUGUUUCGUCGGUGGAUGGGCAGCCGAUCGUAUCGGAAGAAUCAAUGGCCUCUUCUUUGCUGCCGUCUUCGCUCUCAUUGGAGGUGCUCUGCAAGCUGCCACCCAGAGUGCUGAUUUCAUCCUCGUUGCUCGUGUGGUCACAGGUCUCGGUACAGGAGAAGUCUCCAGCGCAGAACACCGUGGUGGCUUCCUAGGUUACGUCUUCAUCGCAAACUAUCUCGGCAUCUCCGUCGCCUACUGGCUCGACUUUGGUCUCUCCUUCGUCAACCACGGAUACUCUGCUCUGCGCUGGCGCUUCCUGCUCGCUUUCCAAUGUGUCCCCGCUCUACUCCUUCUCGCAGGCAUCAAGAUGCUGCCCGAUUCCNNCCCUCGCUACCUCGCUUCCGUAGGCAGAAUCGAAGAAGCACGCGAAGUCCUCUCUCAUGUCCGUGGAUCUACCAACCCUGAAGCCGUAGAGCAGGAAUUCAACGAGAUCGUCGCUAUGGCUGAAGAUACCAAACCUGCUUCUCCCAUCGAGUUCAUCAAGAUCAUGUUUGGGCUUGACAAGGACAAGGGUGCUCAUUUGGGUCGCAGAGCUUGGCUGUGCAUUUGGCUGCAGAUCAUGGCGAGUUGGACGGGCAUCACUGCUGUUACUGCUUACAGUCCAGUUCUGCUGCGACAGGCUGGUUACAGUCAGAUCAAGCAGAACGGACUUGCGGGUGGUCUGAACACCAUCGGUAUCAUCGGCACUAUCAUAUCUGCACAAGUCGUCGACAAAUUCGGAAGACGCAAGUGUCUGAUGUGGGGAGCUGCUGGCUUGUUCGCUGUGAACCUGAUCGCAGCUAGCAUCGCUCCUGCCGCAGUAACCAUGCUCUUCCUCUUCAACCUCAUCUACGCAUCCACCUGGGGCACCGUCGCCUUCCUGAUCCCCACAGAAAUCUUCCCAAGCAGAAUGCGAGCACAAGGAAACGGGUUCGGUAUCACUGGCUGGGCGAUCGGUGUAGGCUGGACUGUUCUCGUCAAUCCAAUCAUGUUUGAGAAUAUUCAGUCGCACAUAUUUCCUUUUGCUGGACUGAACUUUAUCUGGAUCGGCAUCGUCUACCUAGUGUACCCUGAGACCAGCAAUCGCUCUUUGGAAUCUAUUGAAGCCAUGUUCACCACUUCGCCUUUCUACUGGCAGAUGGAGAAGGCUUAUGCUGAGAACAAGGACAUGCUCGCCAAGGAAGAAAGGUUGUCAAAGGAAAAGGAACUUGACUGUUCACACGACGAGUUGACACAUGUUUGA